GUGAACGUGACCUGUCCUUUCUGCUUUAUUUACCGAAGAGUACCGACCUUUACGAUUUCCUACGGCGCGACAGAAUGGUGCAGUUGGAGCCCAACAUCACGUUGGUUCUGAAGUACCUAGCUAGCUGUGGAGCCGUAAUUCCAGCUGAACAGCAGGCUGCCCUGGACCAUUCUAUACCUAUUAAACGAAUUGAAGCUGGUCUUAAAAGCUUGGUGCUUUGGGGGCGGAUCACCGCGCUUAAUGGCAAGGACUACCUGGUCGCGGAAGGUUGCAACAUGGCAACAAGUAAGGAUGGCAUGGCUGUCUACGAGACGAAGUACUUUUACAGCCAGGACGGGGCGCGGUGGAGCGACUUGCAGCCCGUAGACGCGGAGACGGCCAUCCGAUGUGCGCGGAUUAAGGGGCAGCUGAGCGGCGAUGCUGCAAAGAACUACGAGCUGGAGGAGAAGGACCCGAACGCUCCGGAGCCCUCCCCUGAUGCGGACGAGGAGCCCAAGCCGCUUGUAUUUCAAAUUCCAGAGCUGUCGGUGCUGCGUUUCCGGGUUGACCAGAUCACAGCGGCCACGUCCGUGAUUCCAACGAACUCCACCAUCGUGAACGCCGCCUCCCAGGUGGUGCCCAACCGCCUGUUCGCCGGCUGCCCCUACCCCGAGAAGCUCGAGUCCUACCAGCACCGCUCCGCAGCGCCCGGCUCGGGGGCCACGCUGGCACAGGACCUGCGGGGCACAUGGUGCGUACACUACGACGCAUUCAAGGGGGUGGCGCAGGUGCGCUCCCUGCUGUGGCCCGGCUACUUCUUCUACUACGCAGCCAACGAGCUGACGUGGGGCUCGCUGUACGUGGGGGACGGCUGCCGCAACAACGACCUCAUCUUCAUGCUGUGAGGCGGGGGCCGCCGUCGCAACAGGAGCGAACCGCUGGCGGCGGUGGCAGCAUAGCGGCCACUGGCAGCAGCAACAGCGGCAGCGUGACUAGGGGGCGGGGCGGGGCGCGCAUGGAUAACGGGGUGCGAGGAUCGUCUAGUGAGGCUGGGAAGGAGCCGCGGUUUAGGCGGACGGAGGCGUGUGGAACGUGGCUUUAGAGGGGUGCCAAGAGGUACGUACAUAGGGUGCAAAAGGAUCACGGUGUUGGGUAGCAGAUGAGGCGUUGCAGUGGGGCAGAUAACCUAGAUGUUGGGUGAGGGGCAUCCAUCCACCUGUUUACAUUACUUGAGCGUUGAGCGCUGGCCCAGAAGGGCUCUUGUACUUUGCAGCGGUGGUGCGGGCGAGAAAGUGACGGGCAGUCAACUGCCAGAAACACGUGUGGCACGGCUUUACAGACUCUUAUCACAGUGACAGCGCACGUGCGCGCAUGUAAAUGUCAUCUAUGGCCGUCAGCUUA
Molecule: messenger RNA, 1380 nt
Organism: Astrephomene gubernaculifera
Lineage: Eukaryota; Viridiplantae; Chlorophyta; Chlorophyceae; Chlamydomonadales; Astrephomenaceae
Source: the annotation of a GenBank genome assembly